GGAGUUAUUUGGAAGAUGGCGCCCGUUGUUACGGGGAAGUUCGGUGAGCGACCUCAGCGUUUGACAAGGGAGGCUAUGAGGAAUUACUUGAAGGACAAAGACGACCAAACGGUGCUCAUACUGCACGCAAAAGUGGCACAAAAGUCAUACGGCAAUGAAAAGAGGUUCUUCUGCCCCCCGCCGUGCGUGUACCUGAUGGGCAGUGGCUGGAAGAAGAAGUUGGAGAGCAUGGAGAAGGAGGGCUGUACGGAGCAGGAGGCCCAGCCGUGUGCGUUCAUCGGGAUCGGCAACAGCGAGCAGGAGAUGCAGCAACUCCAUCUGGAGGGGAAGCACUUCUGCACGGCUAAGACGCUGUACAUUAGCGACUCGGACAAAAGGAAGCACUUCAUGCUGUCGGUGAAGAUGUUGUACGGCAACAGCGCCAACAUCGGCUUCUUCCUCAGCAAGAGGAUCAAGGUCAUCUCCAAGCCCUCCAAGAAGAAGCAGUCCCUGAAGAACGCCGAUUUGUGUAUAGCCUCAGGGACUAAGGUGGCGUUGUUCAACCGCUUGCGUUCCCAGACGGUCAGCACCAGGUAUCUUCAUGUGGAGGGGGGGAACUUUCUUGCUAGCUCCCAACAGUGGGGAGCCUUCUACAUUCACCUCUUGGACGACGAGGAGUCUGAAGGAGAGGAGUUUGCUGUGAGAGAUGGCUACAUUCACUACGGCCAGACGGUCAAAUUGGUCUGCUCUGUCACUGGCAUGGCCCUGCCCAGACUGGUCAUUCGCAAAGUGGACAAGCAGACGGCGUCGAUGGAUGCAGACGACCCGGUGUCCCAGCUCCACAAGUGUGCCUUCUACCUGAAAGAUACGGACAGGAUGUACCUCUGUCUGUCGCAGGAGAGGAUCAUCCAGUUUCAGGCCACACAGUGCUCUAAAGAGACUAACAAGGAGAUGGUCAACGACGGGGCGUCCUGGACUAUCAUUAGCACCGACAAGGCAGAGUACACCUUUUAUGAGGGCAUGGGCCCCGUCCCCACGCCGGUCACACCUGUCCCCGUGGUGGAGAGUCUGCAGUUAAAUGGCGGAGGAGACGUGGCGAUGUUGGAGCUGACCGGACAGAACUUCACCCCUAAGCUGAGGGUGUGGUUCGGAGACGUGGAGGCCGACACCAUGUACAGAUGCGGGGAGAGCGUCCUCUGCGUGGUGCCGGACAUCUCCGCCUUCAGGGAGGGCUGGCGCUGGGUGAGACAGCCGGUCCAGGUCCCCGUCACGCUGGUCCGCAACGACGGAGUCAUCUACUCCACCGCCCUCACCUUCACCUACACCCCCGAGCCCGGCCCGCGGCCCCACUGCAGCGCCACGGGGGCCAUCCUGCGGACGCGCAGCGCCUCCUCGUCGUCACCGGCGUCUUCCUCCUCGCCGUCGUCCUCCCUGGGCGGGCUCGGGGACGGCCACGGGGCGUACAGCUGCAGCGACUCGGGGGGGGCUUCGACCAUGUCGCUGCUGUCCCAGUGACUCGGGACGAGCGGGCGGCGUUCUCGCGCGCGCCUCGAAUGACUGAGCGGGAGAAUGCGAGCACGGACUUGUGAGCCAAAGAGGCUCGUGGACCUGCGAGGGAUCGCACGCAGAGUCGGAGGCUCUUCAUCGGAGGCUCUUCAUCGGAGGCUCUUCAUCGGAGGGCAGCUGUGAUGCUAAAGAGGGCUGGGGAGGAAAAAAAGACAAGCUUAAAGAGAAUACUUGGCAUAACUGAAGACUCUUUGUCUCCCUCUCCUGGUUUGUUUCGGACAUGUCAACAGCCGCACUCAAAGGACUUUGAUAGUCAAGAUCUUCACCUGAAAGAAGACUAAUCUGCCGUCUAACUCUCACAACGAACUGAUUUGUACAAGAGGCAUCUUGGUUUUGUUCAUGACUCUGGGUUUGUAGGCUGUUUCCACUUUGCUCUCUUUCUACUGAGAUCAUGUUCUGACUGACGUGUGCAAGGGAAAUGUUGUAAGAGUAACAUAGUUUUUACGGACCAAGGAAUAUCAUUAUUGUUGUUUUGUUCAUAUUAUAUUUUAUAAGCUUGUGCCGAGGUACAUAUUGACUUUUCUUUUCUUUUCGGUAUGAUACUGCAUAGUAAGUUCACUUUUGUUACCAAAUAGAAUUUGUGUUUUGUCUCAAUCUUCUAGGUCAGCGGGUUUAACCGAUCAGUCCCAAAAGACUUUCCCCAACUUUUUAUAUCAAAGAUGACAUUAUUCAUGAGUGUGUAGCGUAUGUGUGUGUGUGUGUGUGUGUGUGAUAACUUGUGAUGCACUCUCAGUGUAUUCUGGGAGACCAAGGUCGGUGUUUUCUAAUCACUGUGCCGUUUUUUUUGUACCAGAGUGCUUCAACUCCAAUCUAAUCGUGCCUCUUUCACCACAGCGGUGCUUCUUAUUCCACAGCGGUGAAGCCUUUUAGACAACAAUGACUGUGUAUGUAGAAUAACUGCUGAGUCAAGGAACAAAGAAAGAAGGUGAAAACUAACAUCUGUCUGGUCACAGUAGAGAUUUCAUUCUGUGCACAUGGCACAGCACUUAAAGGGACAGUUCACCCCAAAAUCAUUGAUACAUAUUGUUCCUCUUACCUGUAGUGCUAUUUAUCAAUCUAGGGACAAAGUGCCUUAAAAAAAAUAAAAAUACAUUUGAAAAAAAUCUGAAAUCAUGACGGUUGCUCAAGAUAAUUCACAGACCUCGUUGUGAGGAGUUUCAUGUGGGAACUGUGGUUGAAAGAAAAUAGUCCCCACAUGAAACUGCUUUAUGUGCCUUAUAGUCCCAUUAUAUUGGAGGGGGGGGCCUUUUUGUCAAAUAUAGCGUCUGACUGCAAAUGCAACAGAACUCCUUUAAAGCUGCGGUUGUGCUUCGGGUCUUGCGCGAUGAGGCGAUGACUUGUACAGAUUCAGACUCCUACUUUGUUCAGCAGCUUGAGCGUGAAGAUGUCCCUUUGUUCUGGCUGAAUAAACUAGUCCGGAAUGAUUAAAAGGACGUAUCCUUCAAAAUCACUGCACUGUAUUUGUCAGGUGUGUGUGUGUUGUGUUUCAAGGAAAUGUGUGGUGGGUCAGCCUGCUUGCUGCCACUUUUCAUGGCGAACAAUGUGGAUCAUUGGACACCUCUUUGUGGUACCACAAAGUCCCGGCCGAACGGUGCGCUCUCCUUCAUAGAACAGUCCGACUAACGCGUCAGCUCUUGGUUUCAUUCAGCGUUUCUUUCAGUCGCCAGUCGCUAAACUAAAAGCGCCUCCUCAUACAGCGUUUUUUCGUGGCUCUUGGUUAAUGGAAAUCAGUGUCUCUGCUCCUCCCCCCCCCCCCCCCCCCCAUGAUGACAUCGCUCCAUCUUUUCAUUCUGCUGUAAUAGUCUUUCAUAAGUAAAUCAAGCCGCCGCCAAGGUUCCUCGUGGAAAUUGUGUUGAAUAAAAACAAGCUGAAGCUGAACGUCACUCAGAAGCGUUUGCUUGUGUUUUUUUAAAGAGAGCUUUCGUUUUUUGUUUUUGUUACUUACUUCUUUUCUCUCAUCAUCAACGAGUGGAGUAUGUUAUAUAAAUGUACUCUCUACUCACUCAGACCCUGCAGAGGCCUUAUUGGACAUGUGCCACUUGGGCAUGCUCCACAGGCUACAGGUCAAUGCUGGCCCACUAUUUAUAAACCGGGAGCUGAGUUGCUGGAAAGAAACCUGACACUUUGUUACUGUUUAAGUCGAGUUGUUACCGUGUGUGUGAGUGUUUGUGUGUGUGUAGUCCUGUGAUCUCUCUGUGCCCCUCACACUCUUGAUACUUCUAGUUUGAGGACACGGUACUGAAUGCGUCUGGGUACGCUGGAGAAAUCUUUGGCAACAGGUGCGCCAUCGUUUACUUCAUUCAUCCACGUAGCUUGGAGAUCUGUGAACAAGGACCCAGACGGCCGGGCCACACGCUCCUCCCAGCAUGAUAGUCUUGAUCCUCACCUCCCAUAGUGACGGCUAAGGAGGCCUUUAAUUGACCCUCCAGUAAAGCCAUAAAAACCAGACAGGUGGUGUAGUCAGCUGGCAGGAGUGACUGUUCUGUUGGUUUUACGUGUCCAUGGUGUGGAUUUGAACGCAGUUGCUCAGUUCUGUUACAAAUGACAUGACUAUAUAAAACUUCCCA
Molecule: messenger RNA, 4112 nt
Organism: Anarrhichthys ocellatus (wolf-eel)
Lineage: Eukaryota; Metazoa; Chordata; Actinopteri; Perciformes; Anarhichadidae
Gene: rbpja
Product: recombination signal binding protein for immunoglobulin kappa J region a
Exons: 11
Coding region: 16-1494 (492 amino acids)
Biological process (GO): regulation of transcription by RNA polymerase II
Cellular component (GO): nucleus
Molecular function (GO): DNA-binding transcription activator activity, RNA polymerase II-specific; RNA polymerase II cis-regulatory region sequence-specific DNA binding
Source: RefSeq, a predicted model, not a curated record